Lichtheimia ornata is the source of this 1152-nucleotide messenger RNA. RefSeq lists its product as uncharacterized. The coding region runs from base 1 to 1152 and encodes 383 amino acids. The transcript has 3 exons. Lineage: Eukaryota; Fungi; Mucoromycota; Mucoromycetes; Mucorales; Lichtheimiaceae. Gene Ontology annotation, cellular component: peroxisomal membrane; peroxisomal importomer complex. Gene Ontology annotation, molecular function: signaling receptor binding. Gene Ontology annotation, biological process: protein import into peroxisome matrix, docking. The record is from RefSeq and is a predicted model, not a curated record.
AUGACUAACGACGAUUCCAACCAAUCUAAUGGCACAUUGCCUGCACAACCUCCUACUCCUUCUACACCACAACAGGCACCAACAGAUACAAAGCCUACACCUCCUCCUCCUGCUACUACUACUACCACCACCACAACAACAGCCAAGCCAGCGGUUCCCGCCCCAGCACAAGCACCACCAGCAGCAACUAAUGAUCCCUUACGAGAGGACAUGUUGAAGAAUGCUGUGUCUUUCCUUUCUUCACCCAACGUACGCUCUGCUGAUACCGCCAAGAAGGUUGCAUUUUUACGACAAAAGGGUCUCACUCAACCUGAAAUCGAAGAAGCUUUCAAACGUGUUGGCGAGAGUGGUGCUGCUGCUACUACUACUACUGCUACCACCACCACAGCUCCAGCAUCAACAGUGGUACGAUCACAGCCUGUUGCAGCACCAAGCCGUCCCCCUGUUCCUCCGCGAGUACAUACUCAAGUUGUGUAUUAUCCUGUACCUCCCCCUGAGCCAAUGCCUUUGCAAAAACUCGUCGGCCUUGCUGUAUUAUUUGGAUUUGGUGCUGUGGGUCUCUCAGCUGCAAUCUUGCGUGUGAUCAAGUAUUUUAUUCGACCCAUCUUCAAGUCCAUUGCCGACUAUCAGAGCAAUCGUUACAAGGAAAGAAGCGUUGGAUUCAAAUCAUUGCAUGAGAAGCUCUUGAAGGAGGCUGGAAAGGAUAAGGAGGGUGAUGAUCAAGAAGAAGAAGGUGAAAAAGAAGACAACCAAGAGAGCAAGGAAGGAGAAAAAGAGGCUUCGACCACGCCCAGCAAACCUUUGGAUCAAUUGGGUGAGAAGCAUCAAGUCAUGUCGGAUACGCUUUCACGUUUGGUGAAUAUGGCUCAAGAUCGUGUGCAGGCACUCAAGGACAAUAAGCCAUAUAGCGGUUUGCGUGAUGGGUUGUCAAGUUUGCGAUCGACGCUCGAGGAUUCAAAUGAUACCUACUCUUCUUAUUCACCUUAUGCAUCGUAUGGAUUUGGUCGCAGCUCAGGCUCUCAAGAUUCACCUGCUGUGCAAGGAUUCAAGAGCGAGAUCCGUAGCUUCAAGGGCAUGUUACUCAACCGCCGUAAUUUCCCUAUGGUAAACACAAGUCGACCUUCUUCUCCAUCCACUGCCACUGCCCAGUAA